GUGCGCUCUGGUUCCUCUGCUCUCAUGAGUGCUACAUGCAUGUGUGACAGGUUAGCUAGUUGUAUUGAAUAACAUACACAAUGUACUGAAGACUAAGUGAAUUCAUACUAUUAGACCUACCACUAGCGUGACGAUUGUGUAACUCUGAACUCUCAUAAUUUCGCAUUGGCAGACAACUCGGGCAUGUUGAUGGUGAGACUAGCUCGUUCAUAAAAUACAGCAAGGUUACUUGCUUUUACUGUUUACUUGAGUUAUCAGAUGUGGGGACGAAUAUUUCUGAAUCCCACUGUUGGCAGAGCACUUGUUUGGACUCGAAGACAUUUAUUCACCAUGCAGCUGAAAACGAAGGAUUUCCAGUCAUUAUUUACAGAUGGACUGAAUGGCAUUGCAGGCCUGUUUGAAAAGAACCAGUAUGAGCUGAGGAUUGCUGGAGGAGCAGUACGAGAUCUUUUGUCUGGGAAGCGACCAGAGGAUGUGGACUUUGCCACCACUGCAACCCCUGAAGAGAUGAAGAGAAUGUUCCAAGCUGCAGGAGUACGCCUGAUCAAUAACAAAGGCGAGAAGCAUGGAACCAUCACAGCUCGGCUUCACAAUGAGAACUUUGAGGUGACCACCCUGCGUGUGGAUGUGCAGACGGAUGGACGGCAUGCAGAGGUGGAGUUCACCACCGACUGGGAGAAGGACGCAGAGCGCAGAGACCUCACCAUCAACUCCAUGUUUUUAGGACUGGAUGGAACUCUGUAUGACUUCUUCAAUGGGUAUGAAGACCUCCAGAACAGAAAAGUACGGUUUGUUGGCAGUGCCUGCCUCAGGAUACAGGAGGACUACUUGCGUAUUUUACGAUAUUUCAGGUUCUAUGGCAGGGUGGCAAAUGAACCAGGAGAGCAUGAUCCCAAAACCCUGGAGGCCAUCAGGGAGAAUGCCCGUGGACUGGCGUCUAUAUCCGGGGAGCGCAUCUGGGUGGAGUUGAAGAAGAUGGUGACAGGAAACCACGCUGCUCAUUUACUAGAGCUCCUCUAUGAGCUGGACCUGGUACAGUACAUGGGUUUGCCACCAGAGGGCAAUGUUGAGGAGAUGAAACAGGUGUGGAGCCGUGCCCAGAGCCUGUCUCCAAAGCCCAUGACCAUUCUGUCAGCCCUGUUCCGCAGCAUGGAUGAAGUGGACAAGCUGGACCUACGGCUCCGCAUCUCCAAAGAGGAGAAAACCCUGGGCCUCUUCCUGGUCAAACACAGACGGGACCUUGUCAAGGGUCAAGAUGAUGAUGACCAUCUCAGGCCAUACACAGAUUUCAUCAUUGACAGCCGGGAGGUGGAUGUUCAGAGUAAAGUGUGUGAGCUGCUCAAAUACCAAGGCGAGGAGAAGCUUCUAGCCGAGAUGACCAGCUGGUCCAUCCCUCGUUUUCCCGUCAGCGGGCACGACCUGAGGAAGAUGGGCAUUACGUCGGGCAAGGAGAUCGGCACCAUCCUGCAGGGCCUGCGCGACACGUGGAAGAAGAGCCGCUACCAGAUGGACAAAGAGGAGCUCCUCAGUACAGUCCAUCAGUCCUGACGGCCAACUGGUGGGGUAGGGGGACGAGCUGAGGACCCGGCUCAUCUCAGGAGGUGAAACUUCCUGAAGGCGAGCUUCCUGAACAGCGACGGUGUUGUUUGUUGAUAAUGACAGUCCUGAUGAAUACCUACGACUGUGAAGCCACAAUUUCAAACAAAUAGAGACCUUGGAGUUGUUGUGAUUUCGAACACGUGCUCUCGUCAACAACAGUGUGGAGGAUGACUAUGAGUAAUAACAAGCUGCAGCUGUGGUAUUUGCAAUUUGCAUGGAUAAUUUGAGUUCUAUUGUAUUUUGAAAGGCCAUGGGCACUGGCAAGACGGUGGCUAUUGUAGCAGAAAUGCUUCCCUCAUGGAUCACAUAAAGACUGCAUCGUUUUGUGUUCUGGAGUGAUAACUUAUUGAUGAAGUACAGAGCAGUGACAGGCAUGGCAAUGUGCCAUAUGGCAACGAUGCAUUGCAGGGGUUCUGUUACCUUAACUUCCUGUACUCUUCUCUCCCAAUAAAUAAGUUUCACUCUCA
Sardina pilchardus (European sardine) is the source of this 2066-nucleotide messenger RNA. RefSeq names its product tRNA nucleotidyl transferase, CCA-adding, 1 (gene trnt1). The record is from RefSeq and is a predicted model, not a curated record. The transcript is spliced from 7 exons. Gene Ontology annotation, cellular component: mitochondrion. NCBI's taxonomy places the organism in Eukaryota, Metazoa, Chordata, Actinopteri, Clupeiformes, Clupeidae. Bases 259 to 1548 code for a protein of 429 amino acids. Gene Ontology annotation, molecular function: tRNA binding; nucleotidyltransferase activity. Gene Ontology annotation, biological process: tRNA 3'-terminal CCA addition; mitochondrial tRNA 3'-end processing.